Sporisorium graminicola is the source of this 2016-nucleotide messenger RNA. RefSeq lists its product as uncharacterized. Gene Ontology annotation, biological process: rRNA base methylation; maturation of LSU-rRNA. Gene Ontology annotation, molecular function: rRNA (cytosine-C5-)-methyltransferase activity; RNA binding. The record is from RefSeq and is a predicted model, not a curated record. Lineage: Eukaryota; Fungi; Basidiomycota; Ustilaginomycetes; Ustilaginales; Ustilaginaceae. The coding region runs from base 1 to 2016 and encodes 671 amino acids. The transcript has a single exon. Gene Ontology annotation, cellular component: nucleolus.
AUGGGUCGCAGAGCAAAGAACAAGCAGGCACCGCCUCAACCUCUGCGCGAGGAUCGCACGCCUUCCUCCGCCGCCAACAAGGGCAAGCGCAAGGCUCAAGAGUCGAGCGUCCCUGCUAAGAAGCAGAAGGUCGCAUCAAGAGAAGCGCUUGGCUCAAGCCGUCCAUCAUCAUCUUCUUCAGCAGCAGCAGCAGGAUCAAGGACAGCAAAGGGCUCGGGCUCGAAGGCGAGCGUCAACGGCAAGGCCAAGGCUUCUGCUGUUCCUGUUGAAGAGGAUGAGGAGGAGGAGCUGGAGGGCGAUGAUGACGAAGAUGACGACGAGGACGGCGAUGAAGAGGCAGGCGAAGAGGAGGACCCAUUCGAGGCCCUCGGCCUGCCGAAGAACGGCAAGCUCACAGAGAGGCAGCGCAAGAAGGCGCUCGCAGAAGCUGAACGUCUCGAAGAGCUCCUCAAGAGUCAAGGUCUCUCGCUCGACUCUGAUGACGAGCAAGACGAGGACGACGACGAGGAUGCCGAGGAUUUGGACGAUGAAGAGGAUGGCUCUGAGCAAGAGCUUGGUGACGAAUUCGAUCUCGGCGAGGACGACGACCUCGAAGGUGAGGAGGGCGGCGAGGUUGAGCUCGAUGACGAGGACCUCGAAGCUGCUGAAGAAGACGACGAGGAUGAAGACGAGGACGAGGAAGAAGGUGAAGGCGCCGAGUUCAUGCUUCCUACCUUGGAAGAGCGUGAAGCCGAAAAGUCACGCGGCGCCGACUUGCAGCUUGUGCACAUGCGUAUUCAGGAAAUCGUCACCGUCUUGUCGAACUUUAAGAAACUCGCCGUCGACGGACGUUCUCGCUCCGAAUACGUCGAGCAGCUCCUUGCCGACAUUUGCACCUACUACGGUUACAACGCCUUCCUCGCCGAGAAGCUCUUCGAGCUCUUUACUCCCGCCGAAGCCAUCGAAUUUUUCGAGGCCAACGAAACCCCGCGCCCCGUCACUAUCCGAGCCAACACGCUGCGCACGCGUCGCCGAGACCUUGCACAGGCGCUCAUCAACCGCGGUGUUAACUUGGAGCCCAUCGGUGCCUGGAGCAAAGUCGGACUGCAGGUAUUCGAGUCGAGCGUGCCCAUCGGUGCUACGCCCGAAUACCUCGCGGGCCACUACAUGCUGCAAGCCGCCUCGAGUUUCUUGCCGUGCAUCGCGUUGGCACCGCAACCCAACGAGCGCGUGCUUGACAUGGCCUCGGCUCCCGGUGGCAAGUCGACUUACUUGUCCGCACUCAUGCAGAACACGGGCACCGUCUUUGCCAACGACUCGAACAAGAACCGCAUCAAGUCGCUCGUCGCCAACAUCCACCGUCUCGGCUGCAAGAACGUCGUCGUGUGCAACUACGACGGGCGUCAGUUCCCCAAAGUCAUCGGCGGAUUUGAUAGGGUGUUGCUCGACUCGCCCUGUUCGGGCACGGGGGUGAUCCACAAGGACCAAUCGGUCAAAGUCAACAAGUCGGAGCGUGAUUUCGCGCUGUUGACGCAUUUGCAGAAGCAGCUGCUGCUGUGCGCCAUCGACUCGGUCAACCCGCGCUCGAGCACGGGUGGCUAUGUCGUCUACUCGACGUGCUCUGUCAUGGUCGAGGAGAACGAAGAGGUGGUCCAGUACGCGCUGCGCAAGAGGAGCAACGUCAAGAUCGUCGACACGGGCAUCCAGUUCGGCCGCGACGGAUUCAAGUCGUUCGGGCGUGCCAAGUUCGACGAGCGCAUGGUGUACGCCCGACGCAUCUUCCCGCACGUGCACAACUUGGACGGCUUCUUCGUGUGCAAGCUCAAGGUCAACCCGCCCUCGAACAAUGCGCACAGCAAGAACGAGGCCACCAACAAGACCUCUGCCGCUGCCGCUAGGGUCAAUGACCAAGAUGACGACGACAGCGAGGAGCGCGAGCCUGCUCAAGGCGCAGACGACGGCCUGGUGUCGCUCGACAAUCCGGAAGACCAGAAACUCAUGCAGAAGAGCCUCAAAAAGGCAAAGUCUCGUCGCUGA